GUCGUCGUCGUGAAUAUGGGGGUCCGUCGUAUCGUCUGUAUUGCAGCACUUUCCAGUGUACAAGUCGCUGUCACAAAAAAAAGCUACGCUUUUCCGUACAAAGAAGCAUUGCCACCGCUCUCCUUUUUCAUCGAUCUGGAUUUUUCAUUCUGUUUCACAAUUGUAGCCCGGAUGCUUUUUUUUUCGCGGUUAAAUAUUGAGCAUUACUUAUUCUGCACGAAUUUGUUUUAUCGCAUCCCGAGCUUGAGAUCCAGUGGUGUAUUACACAAACAAGUACCGACGAAGCAAGACAAUUUUGUGUUGGCGCUUCAGAACAUCAGAAAAGUUUUUGUGCUUCUUUGAGACACCAGAAUGUCGCGCGUUGGGUUGGCCAACUUCAAGCUGCAGGCGGCAGUGCCAAACCAGCACGACAAGGUAUGGAGGGAAGGCCUCAACCGUGAACAGUGGGACCACCUGUAUCAUGCCAUGCGCGUCGAGGAUCCGAAGAGAAAAUACACCUACAAGUACUAUGUUCCUUAAAAAUUACACAACCUGUCAUCAUGCGUUUUUACUGUUCACCCUCAGAUGUAAUAAAUAAAACCCGUUCUUCUUGCAGUCUGUGACCUAUGCGCUGCAGCAGGGCGGCUUUGGUCUGCGCAUCUAUUGCUGUAUCAUACCUGCGAUAAAAUUCUUAUUUUCAAAUUGAAAGUGACCAGAGGUGGAACUACCGAAAAAAAAAAACACACACACACACACGACAGGUCAGCACAAACGGAAGGGAAGGACAAAUUCGCAAAAACAUGGCACAUCAUGAGCCACAUCCACAGCUCCGCCGCCGGCCAAGGGUCAUACCACUACAACGUGCAGAAACCGGUGGGAAACGUGCAGGUUUGUUAUUCUACCCAGGUUGUAUGUACUUGAUAUCUGACUGUAUGUGUAGAAGAAAUCUUUGACGCGAGAAUUUUUCCAAGAGGUAUGCAUUUUCGAAUUCUCUAAUGAAAAUUACAAACCAUGAGAUUUUUUUUUUAUCUUUUCAAACACCGUACUGUUUAGAAUUCUUUAGACACUGGCGGCAGAAAAUGAAAAAAAUCAACGAUAAAAAUCGACAAAACGACACGGACACCAGUGCUACUUCCCCUCCGCGUCCUUCUCCUACGUGCCGCACGUAACGGACAGCGAGAACGCCGAGAACCGGCAGUUGCUGAAGCAGACAGCGUUGUUUGAGAACGCGCCCCAACCGCAGGGGUUGUCGGACUACAUUCUGAGCAGGAAACACAAAGACCAGCUGUGGAACCACUCACGGGGCGCGAAGGUGGACAGCCGGGGCGCGAAGGUGCGGUCCGUCUCGCUUCGCAACCUUGGCUACGACAAGUCGACCUACAACGAGGCGUACUACAGAGAGGGGCUCUUCAACUCGGACUCCCGGAACCUGCACGACGGCGGCGUGCAGGAGGCGAGACUAGCGCAGCCAGGCAGCCUGCUGCUGAACCACACGCACCCCGCGGACGGGCGGUUCCAGCCGGGUCCCUGGACACGACCGCGAACGAUGGGCGCUACGGGCAGCAGCAUCAACGUCGCAGGAGCAGCACAGCCCUCCAGCGCCGACCACCGUCCCGCGACGACCGGCCAGCACAACGCAUCACCCGCAAAGUCACAGCACUCCAGCACACCGCAGGUCGGGGACCAAAACCACUUGCGACUCGCGUCCACGCACAGCGGCGGGUUUUUCCGCGACGCGCACGGUGCCCAGAACGCCUACCGCAACGACGUGUACGACAGCACGGUGGGCCGAUUCGACCAAAUCCGGGACAACAAGUCCGAAAACGGCUCCCACCGGGGCCACAAAACCUUCAUGGACGUGAAAAACGACCCCUCCGUCACAAACCCGAAGAUAAGGCACUCCUACUCACUUGGCUGUUUUUGCUUACGUCGAUGAUGAUUAUGAUUACUAACGAUAUGUUGAGAUCUUUUUGCUGUAGUACGUACUAAGUACGUAGUUGAAGGUACUUGUGUCGACGUUUUGCAGUGGUGCGUCUUGCGUGUCAUGUGUAGAAAUUGUCAAUAUCCAACACAGGUAUUCUAAGACAGUGUCGGGACCGUUCUUCCAAGCGGGGCGUGAACAGGAGCGCGCUACGAACAACCGCACUGCGGCGGGACCGCUGAACUCCUUCAAUAAGCGUACUCGGCAGCACCCACCACGGUAUACUGCUCUUGUCGGAUACGAUUCUAUGCGUAGCAUCGCGCGCAGGUCCAGUUGUGGCCCUGUAUUCAGAUCGAGAAUAGGUGUCAUCUGCCGAUUAGCAUUGCAAUAGGACUCGUCAUGAUGAAAUUUUUUGCUACUUGUCUAGCUACGCACACGUAGAAAAUCACCACGAAACUACAGGUACGAAACGACGGAUCGUGACGUACCCGCAGCGCGCGCUCGGCGAACAAAUCAGCCCAACGCACCGAGCUUCCAGCGCGUCUACGCAGUGUAGGAGAGUCGUGAUGCGAGCCUGUGGUCUUUCGACGAGCGAUAAAGGUCGGUCCGGAGGAAGAACAAUACCAACUUUAUUCGAAACUUCAGGGAAGAAAAAGAAGGUUACAGUUGAGUUUUCGUGUUGAAAUAUUUAUCACAUUUUUGGCCGAGAAGGCGUGACGCUACUACAGAUCAUAUGCCUUGAUUUUACUACUACAUUACAACAACUUUUCACAGUCAGUACAAAUCUUUCAGAUUUAUUAUCAUCAGAACCAGACAGCACCAAUCGGAGAGCAGCAGUGCUGCCUUCGCGGUUGAAAAAAACAAAAUGUACCAUCUUUUCGUUUGUGACACUACAUUUCUAGAGUUGAUGCAUCCUGUGCUUUUAUUGGGUCAUUGUCACCUUCUGACAACGCUAUUUGUAAAAUUGUUUUCGCGUCGAAUCUUGUUUCACUCCAAGUCGUAUAAUGAGAAAAAUGUACUCUAAGUCGCGCUCUGCCCGACGGCUUCGGGCAGAACCAACUGUAUUGGAAACAGGAAGCCAACUAUCGACGACGCUUUUGAAGAUUUUGUAGCAGAGAAAAUCAAACACCGCAGCGAAUUUUUGCCGAAAAGAAAAAACGCUGCCCUGCAGGUUGGUGCCUGAAGUUUUCCUGUUUUCGUCGGGGUCCAUCUAGUGGAGGAUCCAAAACGGCUCCAACGAAAAGCCGAAGCUUCUCUUCGAAUACGAUCGAACAUUUCAUCGCGUGUAAGUAGUACGCAUCCACCCGUUCUUCCCAGCCAAUAGUACUGCCAGGCUGCUGAUAUCUUGGCCAGCGUCCUGGCCGUUGGUCGACAGUCAUCAAACCGUAGUUUUUGUGUUUGUAGAGUUCUUUCAAUAACGAUUUUGAAAAAGCUCACGCGCUUUGCAUACAACUCUAAUAUCAGUAACUCGGAGGCUUGUUUAAAUGUGAAGACCUAGCUGAUGCCAUGGUGCUGAUUGUGUACGCCCUGAUUUCCCGUGGCGAGAUAUCAAAAGUAAAAAUGUCUGGGUCUGGAAACUUGUGAUGCUGGGUGGCG
Amoebophrya sp. A120 is the source of this 3496-nucleotide messenger RNA. NCBI's taxonomy places the organism in Eukaryota, Dinophyceae, Syndiniales, Amoebophryaceae. The record is from the annotation of a GenBank genome assembly.